UUCACUUGUGUGCUGAUGGAGGUAAUUCUAGAACAUUUUUUCUCCACCGCUCUGGAACUUUCUGUUGCCCCCUCCUCUUUUCCUCGAGGAUGAUUCUAAGCUUCUUAUAUAAUUAAACCCACCCACCCCUCCAAGUUGCUGCACCACCUUAAACCCCACGCCAAAACAAGCAACUUUUCUAGAGUCCAAAACAAAAUGGCAACAUCUGUCGCUCUAAGGAGAGCCACCGCUUCUCCUCUGUUUGCUAAGCUCACCAACCCUGUUCGUUCCGUCUCUGUUUUUCGUUCCUUCAACACUGAUUCUCGGUCUCAGGUCGCCAACACCGGAGGCAUUGCCCCAGGUGACUAUGGUAGGGUCGAGCUUGAUUGCCGCAGUUCCUCUGAUCGUAGCCCUGCUCGCCGUGGUGAUACUACUCCAAGUUUCUUCUCAGAUGCGUUCGAUCCAUUAUUCCCAGAGAGGAGUCUAAGCCAAGUCCUGAACCUAAUUGGCCAGUUCUUGGACUCACGUGGUGCUGGAGCUUCGAUUGCAAGGCGAGGUUUUGACGUGAAGGAGGACGAGAAUGGUCUUUUUAUAUGCAUGGACAUGCCUGGGCUUAGCAAAGAGGAUGUAAAGGUGAUCGUGGAGCAGAAUACCCUUGUCAUCAAAGGCGAAGAAUCGAAGGAAGGCGAUGGGAGUGGAAGGAGGAGGUACUCUAGCAGACUCGAGUUGCCUUCAAAUCUUUACAAGCUUGAUGGGAUUAAAGGUGAAAUGAAGAACGGUGUUUUGAAGUUAAUGGUGCCUAAAGUGAAAGAGGAAGAGAGGAAGAACGUGCACGAGGUUAAGAUUGAGUGAGGUUUUAUUAUUUGACAGUUGGUUAUGUAGGGGAUGUUCUAGCUCUGUGUCUUCGUUUGUUAAUCUUUCUUUAGGAUUGCUGCUGCAGCCAUGGAAGUCCUGUACUGUGCACACCAAAAAGUGAUGUUUAGAUGACAAAUAUAUUUUAGCCUCUUUUUAGCUCCACAGUUAUGCCUAUAAACUAAAAUUGAAUUUCAAUUAGGUUUUUGUA
This is a messenger RNA of Populus nigra (black poplar), 1042 nucleotides long. RefSeq names its product small heat shock protein, chloroplastic-like. The transcript has 2 exons. The coding region runs from base 196 to 831 and encodes 211 amino acids. The record is from RefSeq and is a predicted model, not a curated record. Lineage: Eukaryota; Viridiplantae; Streptophyta; Magnoliopsida; Malpighiales; Salicaceae.